GAAGUGACGCCACUGACGCAACUACGCCGGUUGAGGGCGGAAGUGAGGCCACGGGCGCGAUGGCGCAGGAGGAGGAGGAUGUGAGGGACUACAACCUGAACGAAGAGCAGAAAGCCGUCAAGGCCAAGUACCCGCCCCUCAGGCGCAAGUACGAGUAUCUGGAUCACACAGCGGAUGUGCAGUUGCACGCUUGGGGCGACACUCUAGAGGAAGCAUUUGAGCAAUGUGCCAUGGCCAUGUUUGGUUACAUGACAGACACGGAGACCGUGGAGCCACUGGAUACGGUAGAAGUGGAGACGGAAGGACAUGAUUUGCUGUCCCUCCUGUUUCACUUCUUGGACGAAUGGCUUUACAAGUUCAGUGCUAACGAAUUCUUCGUACCACGGGAAAUCAAAGUACUUCACAUUGAUCGAGUGAACUUCAAAAUACGGUCAAUUGGGUGGGGAGAAGAGUUUUCUUUGCCUAAGCACCCGCAGGGCACUGAAGUCAAGGCGAUUACUUAUUCAGCGAUGCAGGUGUAUGACGAGGAGAAGCCAGAAGUGUUCGUAAUCAUUGAUAUCUAAGAAUCCAUAAAGGAAGGAUUCGGAAAGAACUGCUCUUUCUAAACCUUUGAGGAAGAGAGAAUUCAAGAGAUGCACUAACACUAAGAGUAAUUUGGUGAUGGACGGUUCAGGAGCCUGCGUCUCCCGUGUUCCAGAUGUGUUUCUGGGGAGGAAGGAUUGUAGUCUCCAAACUGCUUGACAACUGAUGUGAUUUUCUAAAAUCCUUCUUUAGAGUGACUUGAGUUGGAUCAUGAGGACUGCAAUAUGAGAUUAUUAUGCUUGUUAGGAUAAUCCUAGAUUGGGACAGGGGAAAGACAUAUUUUUUUAAUAUCCUCUCUUGAUAGCCCAAGGUAUCAGGAGGACCAUUUCAAAAUGUUCAACUUAUUUAUAUAUACAUUUUUUUUAACAUGCCACCUCUCCUAUACUGUUUUCAACCUGGCAUUUAAGGUUUUAGUACAGUCCUGCCAUAUUUCAACUUGCUUCCUUAGGGCUUCAGUUUGGCAGUAGCUCUUCUCACCUCUCGGUGCCGAUGGAUUACCAUAAGGCACAGUCUACUUUUACACUAGAUUAAUUUCCAUUCUCGGCCAAAACAUCCAAAAUACCACAUUCCCAGUCCAGGGUGGCUUAAGUAAAAACUUCCUUCCCAGCACCAGCUGGGAGGGAAGAAGCGGAGCUCCAGGGAAGUAGGAUCACCUCAAGGCUGUUGUCAGGGAAGGGAAGAAGGGGAAAUUCACGUACGCGAUCUUGAUCAGCUUAAGUUGCAUUCAGUAGUAUUUAUUGAGCACAUGCUGUGUGCAGAGCACUGUACUAAGCGCUUGGGAGAGUACAACAAUAAACACACAUUCGCUUCCCACAAUGAGUUCACAAUCUAGAAUUUCUUCCUCUGGGUGCCCUCCCAUGAACUGAAUUUUUGGGCUUUUCUGAGGUGACUGGGCACAUUUUUCAGCUUUCUCUAGGUUGUUUUUUCAAUCAAUUGUAUUUAUUGAGUGCUUG
Molecule: messenger RNA, 1535 nt
Organism: Tachyglossus aculeatus (Australian echidna)
Lineage: Eukaryota; Metazoa; Chordata; Mammalia; Monotremata; Tachyglossidae
Gene: TSLIG1
Product: zinc finger and BTB domain containing 8 opposite strand
Exons: 7
Coding region: 60-563 (167 amino acids)
Biological process (GO): tRNA splicing, via endonucleolytic cleavage and ligation
Cellular component (GO): tRNA-splicing ligase complex
Source: RefSeq, a predicted model, not a curated record